GUGCGCCUGCGCACUUCCGAGGUCGCGGUGCUGCGGGAGUCUUGAGAUGAAGCGUGUUUUCUCACUGUUAGAAAAGACCUGUACUGGCGCCCCAAUACAAUUUGCCUGGCAAAAAACAUCAGGAAACUACCUUGCAGUAACAGGAGCUGAUUAUAUUGUAAAAAUCUUUGAUCGCCAUGGCCACAAAAGAAGUGAAAUCAGCUUACCUGGAAACUGUGUCUCCAUGGAUUGGGAUAAAGAUGGUGACAUUUUAGCAGUAAUUGCUGAGAAGUCUAGUUGCAUUUAUCUGUGGGAUGCCAACACAAAUAAGACCAGCCAGUUAGACAAUGGCAUAAGGGAUCAAAUGUCUUUCCUUCUUUGGUCAAAAAUCGGAAGUUUCCUGGCUAUUGGAACAGUUAAAGGAAAUUUGCUAAUUUAUAAUCAUCAGACAUCUCGAAAGAUUCCUGUCCUUGGAAAACAUACUAAGAAAAUCACAUGUGGAUGUUGGAAUGCAGAAAAUCUUCUUGCCUUAGGUGGAGAAGAUAAAAUGAUUACAGUUAGUAAUCAGGAAGGCGACACGAUAAGACAGCUAAUCUGUGCAUUUGAUAAGACACCAGUGAAAUCAGAGCCAAGUGCCAUCAAAUGGUAUUCCUCAAAUAAGACUGAUGACCGAAGUUCUACGGCUGAAAACACAAUAAGUGCUAUAGUUGGCAAGAAAACAUUGUUUCUUUUUAAUCUGAAUGAACCGGACAGCCCAAUAGACCUGGAGUUUCAGCAGGCCUACGGCAACAUUGUCUGCUACAGCUGGUAUGGUGACAGCUACAUCAUGGUUGGCUUUUCACGUGGAACCUUUCUGGUCAUUUCCACUUACAUUCCAGAAAUUGGGCAAGAGAUAUUUAAGGCUCGUGACCAUAAGGACAAUUUAACCAGUGUGGCAAUUUCACAGGCUCUGAACAAAGCUGCUACAUGUGGGGACAGCUGCAUAAAAAUCCAUGAUUUGGCAGAAUUAAGAGACAUGUAUGCUAUAAUCAAUCUGGAUGACGAAAAUAAAGGGUUGGGUACCUUGUCCUGGACAGAUGAUGGUCAGUUGCUGGCACUGUCCACCCAAAGGGGCUCACUCCAUGUUUUCCUGACCAAGCUGCCCAUACUCGGGGAUGCCUGCAACACAAAGAUUGCGUACCUCACCUCCCUCCUUGAGGUCACCGUGGCCAACCUCAUUGAAGGAGAGCCGCCCAUCACAGUUGCUGUUGACGUGGAGCCCAACUUCAUUGCAGUGGGGUUCUAUCAUCUGGCUGUAGGAAUGAAUAAUCGAGCUUGGUUUUACAUCCUCGGAGAGAAUGCUGUAAGAAAACUAAAAGAUGUGGAGUAUCUGGGAACGGUGGUGAGCAUUUGCCUCUACUCUGAAUACGCCGCUGCGCUCUUUGAAGGCAAAGUCCAGUUACAUUUGAUAGAAAAUGAACUCUUGGAUGCUCAGGAAGAACGGGAGACUCGGCUUUUCCCAGGCGUGGAUGAUAAGUUUCGUAUUUUAUGUCAUGCCCUGACCAGUGAUUUCCUCAUCUACGGAACUGAUACUGGUGUCAUUCAGUAUUUCUACAUCGAAGACUGGCAGUUUGUUAAUGAUUAUCGGCAUCCUGUCGGUGUGAAAAAGAUUUUUCCUGAUCCAAAUGGGACCAGAUUAGUUUUCAUUGAUGAAAAAAGUGAUGGAUUUGUCUACUGUCCAGCUAAUGAUGCUACCUAUGAGAUUCCAGAUUUCUCACCAACCAUUAAAGGUGUUCUUUGGGAAAAUUGGCCGUUGGAUAGCAGUGUAUUUAUUGCUUAUGAUGAUGAUAAGGUAUACACUUACGCCUUUCACAAGGAUACGAUUCAAGGAUCCAAGGUUAUUUUGGCUGGUGGCACCAAACUUCCCUUCUCCCACAAACCCUUGCUGUUGUACAAUGGAGAAUUGACCUGCCAGACCCAGAGUGGAAAAAUAAAUGCCAUCUACCUGAGUACCCACAGCUUCCUCGACAGCAUCAAAGACGCCACAAUCGCUGACCUGAGACACAUGCUGACAAAGGCUCUGCUGCUCAAGAGGUUUCCGGAUGCUUGGGAAAUAUGCAAGAUUCUCAAUGACCGGGAAGCCUGGAAUGAAUUAGCCAAAUCUUGUCUGCAUCACAUGGAAGUGGAGUUCGCGAUCCGCACUUAUCGGACAAUUGGAGAGGUUGGCAUAGUGAUGUCCUUGGAACAAAUAAAGGGGAUUGAGGACUGCAGUCUUUUGGCCGGGCAUCUUGCCAUGUUUACCAAUGACUUCAACCUGGCUCAGGACCUGUACCUGGCAUCCAACUGUCCUAUGGCUGCCCUGGAGAUGAGGAGGGAUUUGCAACAUUGGGACAGUGCUCUACAGCUGGCAAAACGCCUGGCCCCAGAUCAGAUUCCAUUUAUAUCAAAAGAAUAUGCUAUCCAGCUUGAAUUCACGGGUGAUUAUGUGAAUGCCCUGGCUCAUUAUGAGAAAGGAAUAACUGGUACCAAUAAGGAGCAUGAUGAGGUGUGCCUGGCUGGAGUGGCCCAGAUGUCCAUCAGAAUGGGAGACAUACGCAGGGGAGCUAACCAAGCCCUCAAGCACCCCAGUAGGGUGCUUAAAAGAGAUUGUGGAGCCAUAUUGGAAAAUAUGAAGCAAUUUUCAGAAGCAGCCCAACUGUAUGAAAAAGGCCUGUACUACGACAAAGCCGCAUCUGUGUACAUCCGCUGUAAGAAUUGGGCAAAAGUGGGCGAGCUCCUGCCUCACGUUUCCUCUCCGAAGAUCCACUUGCAAUAUGCCAAAGCCAAAGAGGCAGAUGGAAGGUACAAAGAAGCUGUUGUGGCUUAUGAGGCCGCAAAGCAGUGGAACAGUGUCAUCCGCAUCUACUUGGACCACCUCAGUAAUCCCGAGAAGGCCGUCAGCAUCGUCAGAGAGACCCAGUCUCUGGAUGGAGCCAAGAUGGUAGCCAGGUUUUUUCUACAGCUUGGGGACUACGGGUCUGCCAUCCAGUUUCUGGUCAUGUCCAAAUGCAACAAUGAAGCUUUCACCCUGGCUCAGCAGCACAACAAAAUGGAAAUCUAUGCAGACAUCAUUGGUUCCGAAGACACAACUAAUGAGGACUACCAAAGCAUUGCCUUGUACUUUGAAGGAGAAAAAAGACAUUUUCAGGCUGGAAAAUUCUUCUUGCUAUGUGGCCAAUACUCACGAGCACUUAAACACUUCCUGAAAUGCCCAAGUUCAGAAGAUAGUAUGGCAAUAGAAAUGGCCAUUGAAACUGUUGGCCAGGCCAAAGACGAACUGCUGACCAGCCAGCUGAUAGACUACCUGAUGGGGGAGAGCGACGGCAUGCCAAAGGAUGCCAAGUACCUGUUCCGCCUCUACAUGGCUCUGAAACAAUACCGAGAGGCCGCCCGGACCGCCAUUAUAAUCGCCAGGGAAGAGCAGUGCUCAGGCAACUACCGGAAUGCACGUGACGUCCUCUUCAGUAUGUAUGCAGAGCUGAAGUCCCAGAAGAUCAAGACCCCCUCAGAGAUGACCACCAACCUCAUGAUCCUGCACAGUUACAUGCUGGUAAAGAUUCACGUUAAGAAUGGAGACCAUAUGAAGGGGGCACGCAUGCUCAUUCGAGUGGCCAACAACAUAAGCAAAUUCCCAUCGCACAUUGUGCCCAUCCUGACGUCCACUGUCAUCGAGUGUCACCGGGCAGGCCUGAAGAACUCUGCUUUCAGCUUCGCAGCCAUGUUGAUGAGGCCCGAAUACCGCAACAAAAUCGACAUCAAGUACAAGAAGAAGAUUGAGGCCAUGGUCAGGAGACCCGAUACAUCUGAGACAGAAGAGGCCACGACCCCCUGCCCGUUCUGCCAGUUUCUUCUCCCAGAAUGUGAACUCCUCUGUCCUGGCUGUAAAAACAACAUCCCAUACUGCAUUGCCACGGGUCGACAUAUGUUGAAAGAUGAUUGGACCAUGUGUCCACACUGUGAGUUUCCUGCACUUUACUCAGAAUUUAAGAUCUUGUUAAAUACCGAAAGCACGUGUCCCAUGUGUUCAGAGAGAUUGAAUGCUGGUCAACUGAAAAAAAUCUCCGACUGCUCACAGUACCUGCGAACAGACAUGGACCAGUGAGGAGCAAGCGCAGAUCAGUGUGGCGGAGGAGACAGCAUUUUCACCGGAGGUCUCCAUCCCUGGAGCACGUCCAAGAGGAUCCCAGGAUACAGGAAACUGAAACAAAGGUGACUCUCGAGAUGACACUUGUAACUUCUGUACAGUGACAAGGAGUGACAUGCAACCUUGCUAUUUAUCAUACUUUGUAUAUUUCCUCAACAAAGUCUUGCAUAUUCUUGGCUCAGCCACUGUUAAUAGCAACCUAUAACAUAACUGUAAAUAUUGAGCUUUUGAUAACUUUUCUAUUUUGAACGAUCUCCUUUAAAAUAAAAUUGACUAGACAUG
Messenger RNA from Jaculus jaculus (lesser Egyptian jerboa), 4423 nucleotides. RefSeq names its product WD repeat domain 19 (gene Wdr19). Gene Ontology annotation, molecular function: protein binding. Gene Ontology annotation, cellular component: intraciliary transport particle A; cilium. Bases 47 to 4099 code for a protein of 1350 amino acids. Lineage: Eukaryota; Metazoa; Chordata; Mammalia; Rodentia; Dipodidae. The record is from RefSeq and is a predicted model, not a curated record. The transcript is spliced from 38 exons. Gene Ontology annotation, biological process: cilium assembly; intraciliary retrograde transport.